ACCGCUCAGCUCCACUAAUCAUGGAUUAGCCACAACCGACUGCAGUCUGCAGCGCUGGGAGGGAGAGCUAGUCACUGCCAUUCACUACUCACAUUCUCAGUCUUUUAUUAUUAGCUCGCUUGGAUCCAGCAGCAGGGAUUUUUUCUUUCUUUCUUUCUCUCUCUCACAGCAGCAGCGACUUUUUGCAUUGCGCAUCCGAGCAGGCUGCGCGCAUCGAGAGAUCUCAGGUAAAGGUGCGAGGAGGGGGGGAACCAAUGCAGAGAGGAGCUACCGAUUCAGGGAAGGGUCCGCAGGUAUAGGACUCCGUUCGAUGGCCCUUUAAUUUAAACCCACUGUAUAGUAAAACGCGGCUUCGUCGAGGCGCUCCUUCGUUUCACCCCCCCCCCCCAAAAAAAAACCCCCCCGAUAUGUUCAAGACGGCCAAUUACCCGACGGUGGAUCCUGCGCCCACCAUCAUGCACGGCACUUGGUUUGCCACGGGGUGCCGAGAAAACACGCCCGUGGCGGUGGAGAAGCCCAAGAAAAAGGCGUUCAGCCUGGUGAAGAUCAUGUCUCUGAGCAGCAAGAAGGCGCACGGUCCGCACCCGCACCACAACAACAACAUGCCGUUCACCAUCCACUGUCACAUCGGGAAGGAGAUCAAACACAUAUGCAGCAACUGCAGCCGCGGAAACGACACGCAGGACGCUGAGGAGGUAGAGAGGCUGGCCGCCAUGCGCUCCGAGUCCUUGCUCUCUGGCACACACACUCCACCCAUCCGACGGCGGAGCAAGUUUGCCACUCUGGGGCGGCUCCUCAAGCCCUGGAAGUGGAGGAAGAAGAAGAGCGAGAAGUUCAAGCAGACCUCUGCAGCGUUGGAGAGGAAGAUGUCAGUUCGGCAGAGCCGAGAUGAACUCAUCAAGCGGGGAGUGCUGAAGGAGAUCUUUGAAAAAGCCACAGUUGAAUUCCGAUCUUCGAUGGACAGCGGCGUCUGCACUCAGGAGCCCCCCGUGAAAUCAUCCAUGGUUCUGCCCACCAAGAAAUGCGUCACCUUCCCAAGUGACCAUCAGGACACCCCCGCCAAGCCGCCGCUGUACCACAAACAGCCCCCCGCUCUCCCCCCAAAGCCUUUCUCUAGGAUCCCAAACCAUAGCACAGAUUCUUGCCAGCCGAUGAAGCUGCCCUGCAUGCCCGGGGGGAAGCACUCUCCACCUCUUCCUCCCAAGAAGGUGAUGAUCUGCGUUCCUCCGGGAGGGCUGGACUCCUCCUCGUCCCCGUCCCCGUCCCCCAACCCGCUCGGCGCCCUCUCGCAGAAGUGCGCCCCCCCUCAGGGCAUGCCGCCCCACCACGGCGCCACCUUGCUGCCCUCUCAGCUGGCCGGCUUAUCCGCCCUCCACCAGAGCCACGGCCACCCGCUGCAGCUCCAGUACGGCAGCUUACACGCUCCCAGCCGGAUCAUCGAGGAGCUCAAUAAAACCCUGGCUCUCUCCAUGCAGCGGUUUGAGAGCUCCGCUCUGCACGGCGGCGGUCAGUGCGUUCCUCUGGACCGGAGAGAAGUGCCGUCCGUGAUCAUCGACUACGAGGACGACAAGGAGAACAUGCCCAACGAGUCCGACUACGAGGAUCUGCCCAGCAUGUACAAAGACGAGGACGACGACGUGGAUGACGAAGAGGACGACGACGAAGACGACGACUCCAUAUUCACGAGUACCUUGGCUCAGAAGGUGCUAAGAAAAGACUCUCUGGCUAUCAAGCUGAGCAAUCGUCCAUCCAAAAGAGAGCUGGAAGAGAAAAACAUCAUUCCAAUGCAGACAGACGAAGAGAGGCUGGAGUCUCGGCAGCAGAUCGGCACUAAGCUCACCAGGCGCUUGAGUCAGAGGCCCACGGCGGAGGAGCUAGAGCAAAGAAACAUCCUAAAACCUCGCAAUGAGCAGGAAGAAAUGGAGGAGAAGAGGGAGAUAAAGCGACGGCUAACGCGAAAGCUGAGCCAGAGGCCCACGGUGGAGGAGCUGCGACAGGCCAAAAUCCUCAUCCGAUUCAGCGACUAUGUGGAGGUGUCCGACGCCCAGGACUACGACAGGCGAGCAGAUAAACCCUGGACCCGGCUCACCGCGGCGGACAAGGCAGCUAUACGGAAGGAACUCAACGAUUUCAAGAGCAAUGAGAUGGAAGUGCACGAGUCCAGUCGCCAUUUAACCAGGUUUCACAGACCGUAGUAGACCACCACUGUCUGGAGCGGUGCCGGACAGGUGCGCUCCCCCCCACUGAGAACCUUAAGUGCUGGACAGUAAAAUGGUGCCCGUUUCUACAAUAAGGCCAUGUCUUCUGAAAUGCCUUUUUCAAGACCCAAACCCCCGAGUCGGUACUUCGCCACCGGACGCAGACGAGCCCCACCGCUCCAUCCGAUGUAGUAGCACACAGUGACUCCGGCUGAUACGCAUUGCCCCUCCCACCUCCCCCCUCCCAUGGAAUAUUCCUCUUCAGACGCUCUGCCGGGCUCUCAGGCGGAUGCUCGGCUCUGCGGCCACCGAACGGCGGGCGAGUUCUCCUUUUCCGACCGAUUAACACCUGCGACGUCUCGCCGAGGGGCGACUGCACCCCGGUUCAUCGAUCAGCGCCAGUGAACUUGUCUCAGUGGACAUGUUUUUAUCUCCUCUCUAUGAUGCUGUCCCUCCAGACUCCUUUAACCCCUUAUGAACAACUCUAUGCGAGGAUGCAGGGUCGAUUGCUCUCAGUUCACCACAUAAGCAGACGCUCCAUCUUUACUGAACCUGCUCAGACUCUGGAAGUGGCGCCGAAAGACACGCGGGCAGAGAAAGGAUGCAUCCAACUUUAGAAUCAUGUGCAAUAUUUUCUUUCCUUCUGCUUCUCUUAGACUAUAGCACUCCCUGGAGUUCCCUUUGUGUCAUUGCUAUGUAGUCCCGACUUCUUUCUUCAUUAUGUGCAAUUCUUACCGUACCGACAAUGCUGACAUCUAAUUGCUAACUGUGAAUCGAGAGUUAGGGUAACGUCUUCACUCUCUUACAAUGUACAUUUUGUUUAUAUACAAAAGAAGGAAAAAAAAAAUCCAUUUAAAGAAGAAUCAUGCUUAUCCAGCUUUUAUUCUCGUCACAGUCUUAUGGAUUUAAUGUUACAGUCGCAGCUGGAAGUUCAAUCGCGGUUCCGGCGUGCACAGUCUGUUUUAUAUUUCUGUUGGUUUUUAAGAGGCACGUAGGUCAUGAACUCUUAAUUCUUGUUUACUCAUCUCAGUGCUUUGAAUUAUGUGAUUUUUGAAAGUGAAUAUCAAGCGAUGACUCACCACAUGAUCUUUUCGUUUGUCUGUUUGCAGCAGUACGUUAAAUGAUGUCUGCUCAUAAUGUGCAUUUGUAUUAUACACUUUACUUUUAUACUUGUCAUUCAAGCUUUUGACAAAGCAAUAUCCGUUGUUUGUAGAGAAAAGGUUAAACUGCAGGUGUACCCCCACCAUUGUUUUUUACUGUGCAUAUACACUAUGCCAACACUUCAGGGUUUUAAGUUUUCUUUUAUACAUGACUUUAGAAAAGAUUUUAUUCUGGAAAACAGCUCAAUUUUCUUGAGUGAGCCACCCAAAAAAUACAAAAUCUGCCUCUCUGACAGCUUUACCAGCACUUUCAGAUGAGCUUUGAUUAAACCAACACUCAAAUGGAUUCAUCUUAUCCAAUCCAGGAGGCGAAAGCUGAUUUUAUUGUAUUCACUAAGUUAGCACUUUUAAAAUAUUUUUAAGUAUCUGGAUUCUUUGCACUGUUAAAGAGUUUGGCUUUAGGAUGGUCACCGUUUGGAGGUUUGGGUCCAAAUGUGUAAAUUGCUCUUGGAUUUCUGAGCCGUAACCCGUUUGUCUCGUUCUGUUGACAGUCUUGUUACCUCAUCCUGCAAAAGUAUUUCAACACUCACGAGCUUUAUGUGCACAGAGUAUUUUUUAUUAUUUUUACUGUGUUACUUUUGAAGUUGCGAUCUUUUUUCUUUUUUUUUUUUUGUCAGAUAAAGAAGAAAUGUAGUCGAAGUAAAAGGCUGCUGGCUUGUUCCACUGUAAAGCAUCUGUCCGCAGAACAACACAUGCUCCCCCUUUAGAUUGAAGUAGUGGUCUGUGAUCGAUGACGCAGUGAAAAUGAGGAUUAAAAACAAAAAUUUAUUUUGCAUGGUAUGGCUUGAAUGUGAGAUAAUAGGGGUUUUGAUCAGUUAUCAGAAUCACUAAAUGGGUAAUUAGUUUGGCACCUUGCCUUUUAAUUAAAAUGUCACUGGGUUAUCGCGUCACAAAGGCUUUGAAAUAUGAAGUUUUGUUGUUUGGAUUCAGCUUCUGUGUGAUUGUUUAAUUUUUGAUCCACAGGUUCUGUACAAUAGAGCAUUAAAAGGAAAGACUUCAAACAAAAACAAAUACAAUCCUGUUGCCAGCUCUUCGGUAGCAACCGGAGCCACUGGACUGAGCACGAGGUUUUUGUUUUUUUGGGCUUUUUUUAAUUGUUUUUGCUGGAGUCAAGGAACAUGAAUUCAGCAAUAAUCAGUUUCCUUUUACAUAUGGAACGAGCAACUGAACACAUCUGAAGUGGACCUUUUAUUUAUUUUUUUUUUCUUUUGACAUACAGAAUACCAUGUAAAGGAUACAUCAUGCCAAUUAAAUCCCAUUUCUGAAUGCA
Molecule: messenger RNA, 4628 nt
Organism: Salarias fasciatus (jewelled blenny)
Lineage: Eukaryota; Metazoa; Chordata; Actinopteri; Blenniiformes; Blenniidae
Product: phosphatase and actin regulator 1-like
Exons: 12
Coding region: 408-2195 (595 amino acids)
Biological process (GO): cell motility; stress fiber assembly
Molecular function (GO): actin binding
Source: RefSeq, a predicted model, not a curated record